GGCCGGGCUGGGCAGGGCGGUGGCAGGAGCAGAGCCAGGGAAGAUGACAUCUCGGCUCCUCUGAGCCAGCAGUGCCCAGGGAGAGCGGAGCCAUGGAGCUGGAGUACGAGCCACCCAACGCCACCUGGUUCUCCCCGGCGUCCCCCUUCGACAACUUCUCCCUGGAGGCUCCCACCAACACCUCCCAGAACGCCACGGGCCAGCACUUCGACCUGACCAGCAACGCCAUCCUCACCUUCAUCUACUUCGUGGUCUGCAUCGUGGGGCUGUGCGGCAACACGCUGGUCAUCUACGUCAUCCUGCGCUACGCCAAGAUGAAAACCAUCACCAACAUCUACAUCCUCAACCUGGCCAUCGCAGACGAGCUCUUCAUGCUCGGGCUGCCCUUCCUGGCCAUGCAGGUGGCCCUGGUGCACUGGCCCUUCGGCAAAGCCCUCUGCAGGAUUGUCAUGACGGUGGAUGGCAUCAACCAGUUCACCAGCAUCUUCUGCCUGACGGUCAUGAGCGUUGACAGGUACCUGGCCGUGGUCCAUCCCAUCAAAUCUGCCAAGUGGAGGCGGCCCAGGACAGCCAAAAUGAUCAACGUGGCCGUUUGGGGCGUCUCCCUGCUGGUGAUCAUGCCCAUCAUGAUUUAUGCCGGGGUGCAGCACAACCACGGCAGGAGUAGCUGCACCAUCAUCUGGCCGGGAGAGUCGGGCGCCUGGUACACGGGGUUCAUCAUCUACGCCUUCAUCCUGGGCUUCCUGGUGCCUCUCACCAUCAUCUGCCUUUGCUACCUGUUCAUCAUCAUCAAAGUCAAGUCCUCGGGCAUCAGGGUGGGCUCCUCCAAGAGGAAAAAGUCGGAGAAGAAAGUCACCAGGAUGGUGUCCAUCGUGGUCGCUGUCUUCAUCUUCUGCUGGCUGCCCUUCUACAUCUUCAACGUCUCCUCCGUGUCCGUCAUGAUCGUGCCCACGCCCGUGCUCAAGGGCAUGUUCGACUUCGUGGUGGUGCUGAGCUACGCCAACAGCUGUGCCAACCCCAUCCUCUACGCCUUCCUGUCCGACAACUUCAAGAAGAGCUUUCAGAACGUGCUGUGCCUGGUCAAGGUCAGCGGCAUGGACGAGGCCGACCGCAGCGACAGCAAGCAGGACAAGUCCCGGCUCAACGAGACCACGGAGACGCAGAGGACCCUGCUCAACGGUGACCUGCAGACCAGCAUCUGAGGGGACAGCGGGGUCUGUCCUCCCUGUGCCACCGCGGGCUCACGGCAGGAAUGCCACCUGAGGGGACGGCUGGGAGCGCCCCAUGGCCUCGGGGGCCUUGCUGGGCUCCUCUCUGCUGGGUUGGAUUUCACGUGCUGGGAAGGAGACGGGUCAGGAGGAGCCAGGGAAACAAAGACAACUCACGGCGACACGGCGAAUUUCGACACCAAAGUGCCACCGUGGGCACAGGUACGGCCGGGGGGGCUCUGCUGGGUCCCCCGUGCCACCCUCGGGGCCGGCUGGCUUUGGGGCUCUGCCCCACAGCGGGUGGGGACCUCAGGAGGAGCCACAGGUGUGUGACAACACGGGGACACACCGACCUGGUGGGAGCUCCCUGCGAGUGUCCCUCCCGAGGACACCGGCACUUUGGGACUGCGUUUUCCCUGGGUUAUUCCUCACUCCGGGCUGUGACACUGGCACUUUGGGAUUGCCUUUUCCCUGGGUUAUUCCUCUCUCCGUGCUGUGACACCGGCACUUUGAGAUUGCGUUUUCCCUGGGUUAUUCCUCACUCCGGGCUGUGACACUGGCACUUUGGGAUUGUGUUUUCCUUGGGUUAUUCCUCACUCCGUGCUGUGACUGCCGCCCUGCCCGAAGGGGACACGGGAGGACUUCCCCACGGGGAGCAGCUCUGUCCCCGCAGCAGCUCUGUGACCCCACCCUGCCUCCCCCCGCCCCGCCGUGUCCCGCUGCUGCAGGGCCCUUUCCCUGCCACCUGCCCGCAGAUUUUCUCCUCGGAUGGAGAAUUUCCCCCCGUUUUCCCUCCCCGGUAGCCGCUGCCCCUCCCACCGCCCGCAUCUGCCGGGGACCGCGAUCGCUGCUCCGGGCACCCGCGGCACCAGCUCCGCUCCCUGCUGGGAAAUCCUUGGAAGUGUUUUAGCGGCGGUGACACAUCGGAGAAGCCUGGCACGGGCACCUGGCGCUGCCAACGCCUCCCUGACAUCGGGGUUUGUCCGGCCACGGCUCCGAGCAUCUCUGGGGUGACUCCUCCUUCCAGGCAAGUCACGCUGGAGGCAGGGGUGAGGGAGAGGAUGGGGACGGGAAUUUGGGUGAUGGGGACUCGAUCCCCACACUUGUCCGAGCCGAAGGGACCGGGCAGAGCAGAAAACAGGGCAGGGCAGCACGGAUCCAUCCCUGGAUCCUGCACUGUGUGAGGGGUGGCGGGGCUGGCCCCACAUCUGCUCUAUUUGGCAUCCCGAGACUGUCCCGGAGCGCUGAGCCCUGUCCCUGUCCCUGUCCCUGUCCCUGUCCCUGGCUGCCCUCCCAGCUCAGCACAACCCCGGGGCUCUGCAGCCCUGACCCCCCCGAACAAAGCCCCUCCUCGGCCAGCGCAGCGGGAGCUCGAGGCAGAGCCCAGGGGAGAGGGAGAAGUGGCGAUUUCCUGCCGGAGCAGCCGGAGCAGCGGCUGUGCCAGAGCCGGGGCCGUUCACAGGCCCCUGGGCAGAGCUGAGCCGUGGGAACGCGGGGGGUUCAGAGCAGAGAGCGGCCGGGGCUCGCUCACCCCGCCCGGAGCCAGCCCAGCCGGGUGGCACCAUGGCCAGCGGGCACGGAGCCUCCACCUGGCAGUGAGGAGGUGAGCUGAGCUCCGGGUCCCUGCCUGGGGACCCCCGGGCCGUGCUCCAGCUCUGGCUCAAGUUUCCCCACGGCUCUGCCCAGCUGCUGCAGCAAAUCCCAGCCUGGGGCAUCCCAUCCUGCUGUGGCACCGCUGGCAGCUCCCCAGAAAGGGCUCAGUGCCAGGCUGGGUACCUGCUCCUGCCUCUGCUGGACGUGGCUCAGGCAUUUUCCGCAAGACAAAGCAGAGCGAUGUCAGCGAUUGUUUGCUUUUAACUCUUUCCUGCUCCUCCGAGGAGCAGUGACAGCGUCCAGGUGCCCGUGUGGCACCGCCCUGUCCCCUCGCUGGGCACUGAGCACAGCCCUGAGCCUGGGUGCCCUGCUGGCCCUGACACCAACAGAGGGUCAGGGCACGGAGAAACUCCUGGGGAGGGCUGGGCUGCUGUGCCCGGGCUCGGUGACAUCGGUGUCACACCCAGGAACAGCAGGGCUGCUGUCUGAGCUCGGUGACAUCGGUGUCACAGCCAGGAGCAGCGGGGCUGCUGUGCCCGGGCUUGGUGACAUCGGUGUCACAGCCAGGAGCAGGGCUGCUGUCUGAGCUCGGUGUCACUGGUGUCACAGGCAGGAGCAGGGCUGCUGUCUGAGCUCGGUGACAUCGGUGUCACAGGCAGGAGCAGGGCUGCUGUCUGAGCUCGGUGACAUCGGUGUCACAGCCAGGAGCAGGGCUGCUGUCUGAGCUCGGUGACAUCGGUGUCACAGCCAGGAGCAGGGCUGCUGUCUGAGCUCGGUGACAUCGGUGUCACAGGCAGGAGCAGGGCUGCUGUCUGAGCUUGGUGACAUCGGUGUCACAGGCAGGAGCAGGGCUGCUGUCUGAGCUUGGUGACAUCGGUGUCACAGGCAGGAGCAGGGCUGCUGUCUGAGCUCGGUGACAUCGAUGUCACACCCAGGAACAGCAGGGCUGCUGUGCCCAGGCUCG
Messenger RNA from Catharus ustulatus (Swainson's thrush), 3765 nucleotides. RefSeq names its product somatostatin receptor 2 (gene SSTR2). Gene Ontology annotation, biological process: cellular response to glucocorticoid stimulus; neuropeptide signaling pathway; cellular response to estradiol stimulus. Gene Ontology annotation, cellular component: membrane; neuron projection. Bases 93 to 1202 code for a protein of 369 amino acids. Gene Ontology annotation, molecular function: somatostatin receptor activity; neuropeptide binding. The record is from RefSeq and is a predicted model, not a curated record. NCBI's taxonomy places the organism in Eukaryota, Metazoa, Chordata, Aves, Passeriformes, Turdidae. The transcript is spliced from 2 exons.